This is a messenger RNA of Harpegnathos saltator (Jerdon's jumping ant), 8214 nucleotides long. RefSeq lists its product as uncharacterized. The record is from RefSeq and is a predicted model, not a curated record. Lineage: Eukaryota; Metazoa; Arthropoda; Insecta; Hymenoptera; Formicidae. Gene Ontology annotation, molecular function: protein binding. The coding region runs from base 2846 to 7747 and encodes 1633 amino acids. Gene Ontology annotation, cellular component: cytoskeleton. The transcript is spliced from 17 exons.
AUGUGCGCAUUAUUAUCGACGGUUAUAUCGCACUAAAGGAGCAAUAAAGGACACGCGAAACGCGCGAUUAGGAUCGAUUCGGUGCUAACAAAGGCGGAUUAAAAACUGACAAUCUCCGUAAAUCCCAUUUUUGCAGAAUUUCUCCGGCGGAAGCGCGUGCGAUUCCAUUUCGCGAACAUUUGCGAUUGAAUCCGCGGCGGCCGGUGGUAAAACCGAGGUGGCGAAAAUUCCAGACGAGCAAUUUGAGUGGAGAUGAUUGAACCAUGUUGGCCGUGAUAAUAGAGUACCGGAGACAAAUGCACACGCUCCGCGUGCGCACCGCUCUCUUCUUCUGCUUCAAAUAUCCGGAACCGGCAGCGAAAGGACGUUGCAGCGAGUGGCCGAUCGAAAGUGGCGAUCUGAAGCGUCGAUCGCGGGCUUCCGCGAUCGACGAUUCACGAAUUUUCGCGGCCACUCGCUGCGAAACGGCGGAGGACGAGGCUUGGCUUUUGGCCGCGCGGAAAUUAUGUCAUCCCGUAAAUUUCCGCCGGUAGUCGGCGAGAGAUCCAUUCAACAGGCCGCUGGAUACUGGAAAAUGCGCGUAACUGGAAAAUCACUCGGUCACGUGGCGAGAGAGGAGGAAAGAGACGCUCCCCGUUGUCCGUGACCGGCCGCGCCCGUCGCCCGAUGAAUUCCGGCAAUUCGGCCAAACUGUCAUUCGGCAAAAUUGCACGGCGUAUUCUCGCGGAACCCCGACCGGCCGCGGAGAAAUGAAGAUUUCCGCUUUAUGGAUUUUACAUCGGCCCCGACUCUCCUCCGCACGGAUCGCUCAACGUCGCCGCUUCGCUUCCGCGGCUGUGCACUCUCUGCGAAAUCCUCGUUACGUAUAAUUGAUCUCUCCGAGGAUAAUCGAUCAUUUUCAAACAGGAGGAUCCUCGCCGCUCCUCGAGCGCUCCUGAGCGCGUCCUAAGCCUCACAGAUGUAACUAAUCGUCGACCGGCCGGCCCGCCGGUAGCCGCCGUCUGCGCUUCAAGUGCUCCUCUUGCUGUCGUUGAAGACAGCGGCGCGAUCAAUGGCUCGCAGUGGUUAUCGCGUCGCGGCGAGAUCGGGCCGCCGAUUCUUCCGCUGCGGCUUUGUGUCGGCCUCGAGCGCUGCUUUGGCUUGUCGUAUUUCUCGAGGAGCCGCAAUUACUUCGAGACAGAGAGCCUGUGUGUUGUUGUCGCGCGCACGGAACAGCGCCGCGUUUCGAUCGAUGAGAGGAGCGGCGAGAGAGCGAGAGAGAGAGAGAGAGAGAGAGAGAGAGAGAGAUACUGUCAAAAACACGCUCGUCGAAUCGUUGAUCCACGUCCGGCGAAAUCGGCAGCAAUCGGAAUCAGUCAUGUGGCGAUAAAUCUUGCCGCGGAAAAACGGCCUCGCGUUCGCGCGGACGCCGCUGUGAAAUAUGUGAUAUCCUGGCUGAUCGAUCCCGCGCGAAGGGAACCUCGCGCGCGUUUUGUCCCCGUACGCCGAAGCGGCCUAUUACAGAUUCGGCGAAUUUCGCAGCUGCCGGCGCCUCCGUUAUCACGCGGAAUUGUCAGCGCGAAUGCUCGAGAGGUGCCGCGCGCCGAAUAAAGCCGAUCGCACGCGGAAUCGGAGGAAUCAAUGAUAAUAUCCGUCGGUUGGGACGACGCGCGCUCGCCGCCGUUCGAACGUCGAAAUACGCGUGGAUAAAUGGAAUCGAUAAUGAGGCUAAUUAUUCCGCGCUCAUUUCGGCGCAAGAGCACUAUCCAUAAUCGUGCAUUCGAUAUCGGGACAUUCCUGCCGGAGUAAUACGCGCCCCGCCCGCCGUUUCCAGCCCCGGCCGGCCUCGAUAACUUUCGCUAAUAAUUCGUGGGAGAUCCAAUUACUUCGGCCGUCGCGACACUUUUGCCGUCGACGGUACUCACUCGCGCGAAACGACCGCGAAUUUCGGCGGAAAUUCCAGUUUUAUUCUCGUCCCACGAAAAAAAGCAAACGGCGGAGGGAGGGACAGCGUUUCUCUUAAUCCCGCGCGCUUUGUCUCCAUCGCUCCAACGGACUUUCAAUUAUCUGCUGAUUGUGUCGCUCGUAUUAAAAACGCCAUUGCGCGAGAGCGCCGUUGUUGCGUCGAACGCGCUGCAGCGCCGGCACUCGUGCCGGCGCACGACGCUCGAUCGCACAACACACACGACGGUGCCUCAUUCACAUGAGCGCUCUGCAAAAAUCCUGAUCGCGCAAGUUGGCCGCGUAAUCGAUGCCGAUUGUGCGCGCCUAUGUAACGCGCGCGUGCGCCCAUUUUAAUUCCGCGAGUGCCGGCGAUGACGCUGAAUACGGAACGUUCGCGUUCCCCCGGCAGUAACGCGUCGCUAAACUCGCCCAGCGAUCGCUGCGUUCGCACCGCCUCAAGUCGCUUCUGUUCUCAAGUUUCACAACGUCGGAGUUCGUGAAAAGUCGCGCCAGGCUGAACGAGAAGACGUCGAGCAUCCAGGCGUAAUGGUAUUAGGCGAGAAAGACAGAGCCGCGUAGACAGUUGGGGAGAGAGUGAGAGAGAGAGAGAGAGAGAGAGAGAGAGAGAGAGAGAGAGGGAGAGGGGCAGAGAGGAGAAGGGAAAAGAGGCGGUAGACGGGUCGGCCGGUGCGUGGGUGCACGCGUGUAAUGGUGAAGCGAGUCGCACGCGCACGAUGCAGCUGAUGACCUUGAACUCCCUGCUGAUGUUCGACCUCGUGUUCCUGUUUUUCUUGUUCCUCGUCGGGGUCUCCUGCCUCGUGUACUACCUGCCGGGUACUCGGGCGCAUGCCUUCGCACCGCACGAGAUCAUCACGGCGCGAACGCCGCCGCGCUAUGACGCGCCGAUCGACAAUGUGUAAGAAUGCCGACGGACGGGGGUCCAGGAGGACUCGCGGUAGUGGCAGGGGAUGUCCUUGCUCUGCGAGGCACAGGACUCGCCGCUGCAGAAACCUGGGCUCUCCUCUGCCAGGCUGCCCAGGCCCUCCAGGACCUUUUCCUUUCAAAUGGAGGCGUAGUCGGUGGCUCGAGAACAGGCCCAGUGGUGACUCCGCACACGCUGGAACUGACACCACGUGGUAGGGUUUUACUGCAGCUCGCACCGCCGGAAACCGCUCGGGCGUACCUGCCGCCAGAAUAUCGACCCGGCCGCGUUUAUUCGGACACGGAUUCGGAAAAAAUGUGGAUGUACUCAUUAGGAAGAGCGUUAUUGGAUACAACUCCCAGAGUAGCGGCGUUAAUGGGAACCGUUUCCGUUUCGCCCUCCUCCGCCCUGCAGUCGGUUUUGGCUGCUAUGACGGAGCCUGAUCCUCGCAGACGUGCCUCUUUGAUGAAUCUCCUCGACGUGAUAUCCGAAUAUUGCCGAACACGUCUACAAACGAAGCCCUUCACGCACAUCGUGAUGGACAUGUAUCAGGAGGUCCUGGGGUCGCCGCAGUACGCCGCGCGAACACGGGCGGUCUACUACCAGUUGAACAGCCUGUGCCCCGCGCGGAGUAUCAUCGACCAGUCCAACCAGCAAAAGAUCUACGCCCACAAUUAUCAUCACCACCACCAUCAUCACCACCGUCGUCGUCAUCGGCGACAACAGGACCAGGCCCAGGCGGCGAACAGUCAGCAGCCGUCGUCUUUCGCGCAUCAUCAGGCUCGCGCGGCGCAACAUUCGUCGACUGUCCAAUCAGCGCGCAAUCAGCAAGCUCCCGACCCCGCUCAGCACCCGGUCAACCAGUUUCGCGCGCUCCAACAUCCACAGGAGCAGCAGCAGCAGCGGCAACAAUCGCCGCCGCCGCCGCCGCCGCCGCCACCGCCCCCGCCCAAGAGCCACCGUCACCAUCAUCACGCCAAGGAAACGUACUUCCGCACGCAGUCGCGCAACUCGCAGUCGCAGCCGAACCUGACGAACCUAUGCGGACCUGUGCAAUCGCAGCAACCGCAGCAGCAACAGCAUCAGGGAGCGACGCUAAGCGCGUGCCGGGUGCAGUUCCAGUCGCAACUGGACAUCCAGAACGGCAGCCGAUCGAUAGGACCGGCGGCGAGCCACCAUCAACGCAGACACCAUCAUUCCAGGACAUACUCGCAACCGGUCUACACGCGACUCCAGCACACCAGGAGCAGCGGCAAUCUACCAGCGACGACGAACGCGCCCGACGCCGGUAAUCCCGCCGGGGAUGUUUACAACGACCCGAUAUAUGCCCUGCCGGUUAAGCCCUUCCUCAGCUCCCAGGAUGUGCGAGUCAAUGGACUGUCGCCGAAGGCGACCGCGGCGACUCGCCGCGCCGACGAUGUUUACAGCAGCGGAUCAUCGUCGAUAACCAGGCGUCCUUCGAACACCGGCUGCUCCCAGCCCGACGUGGCGUCGCAGACGAACGAGCGCCUUCGCGAGGACAUUUACGGACGAGCGCCUUCGGGGAGGAUGUGCCUGCAGAGGCAACACUCGAACCCUCAGUUGCCGAGCAGAACGCAAACUGACGAGGACUUCAAGCGGCUGUCGCAGCCGAGUGUCGCGACGGCCGAGCCUCGGUGCGCCGACGUCGUCGCGCGGAAGGAAGAACAGACGGCACGGCAACAAAAUCCAGUGUCUUCCAUGAGGCUCCGGGGAAUCCAAGGACCCCCGAAGCCGCCCCGAAUUAUCACCACCCUGAGAAAAGCCGCUCUCUCCGACUCGGAGUGCAACAGCCAGACGGAACCGCCGGCGAAGCCUCCCAGAAUCAUAGUGCGAAACGGACCAAGAGCUCGACGGGGAAAAGCAGUGCAAAGGGCACCGUCGCGGCUUUACCGUACACUGGGUGGGCCUAUGAGGUGUUUCAACAAGGCGCAAUGCGUGGGCCCUGAAUUUGUGGUUCGCGCUAACCAGCCUCCAAAAACAUUGUGUGUGGGUCAAGUCAAGGCGAGCAACUCUGGCCGAAUAGUCGUAAUAAUGCUGACGGGACAACGAGUGGAGGUAACCUGUGAUCCUCAAAAGGUCACCGCUGGAGAUUUAUUCCAGGCCAUUGUCCAGGCGGAGAGCCUCGACGAGAACUUCACUCUGGGCCUGGCCGUGCUGCUGGCCGGGGAUUUCGCAAUGCUGCCGCCCGACACGAAAUUGAAUAAGGUCGCGCCACCGGGAUGGCUGAGCAGCGGCAAGAGCAAGGGUCUUUUGGGUUUACCGACCAGUUUCAUGUUAUACCUGCGGCUUCGAUUCUUCCUGCCCUCUCUGCGCGGCAUCAGGAGCUGGAUAUCGAAGCAUCUGUUGUAUCUACAAAUACGGCGGUGUAUCCUGGAGCAGCAGCUGGUAUGUCCCUAUCCCGAGCUGAUCAAUCUGACAGGACUCGCUCUUCAAGCCGAAUUCGGGAAUUACAAUUUUGACGAACACGGCUGCGGGGAUUACUUCCUGCUCGAGCACUACGUGCCGGAGUCCUUGAUAAUGAAUGCGGACCGGCAUCAAUCGCAACCGUGCGUCGAGGCGGAUGUCCUCCGGGCGCAGCUACACCGCGCUCACCACGACCGGCGCGGCUUGGACUCCAACAAAGCCGAGGAGAUGUUCAUAACUCACGCACAGUCUCUGCCGGAUUACGGCUCGCACUACUACAUCGCCACGGUGGACUCCAAGGAGCUGGAGAAGCUGAUGGCGCAGCAAAGGAAGAGCAAGAGCAGCGGCGGCGGCGGCGGCGGCGGCAUCGAUAAACGUGCCGGAAGCGCGCCCUUGUCGCAAGACGGCGCCAAGGACGACGCUUAUCGCGCGGAGAAGACGUCGGUACCGAGAGAAAGCAGAAUAGGAAUCCCGCGAUUGGGCUCCCGCGAGAACGCCCCGAUGAUCCCCUACUCGGACACGGGCGACAUUUACACCGGGCAAAAGAGCAGGUCGCAUCGCGACGAGAGCCGCAACAAUAGUCACAACCAUGUGAAUAACAACAACAGCAACAACAGCGUAAGCAGCAACAACAAUAAGAACAGCAAGACCGGCAAGAAGAAGACAGAGAGCAAUGUGUGGCUGGCGAUACACGCUCAAGGCUUGAAGCUAUUAGAAAGAGGGGGCGAGCCGAGGGAGAGGACGGAAUUGGCCCAGUUUCAGUGGCGGGACGUGCAGACGUUGAGUUACAGCAAAAGCUGCCUAGUGGUGUAUAGCAAACUGAACGGGAAGCGGUGCAAGUUCAAGCUGCGGAUGGAUCAUCGAAAAAGUUACUUCGCUUUCAAGCUCACCUCCCUGCACCACCAGUUCUUCCUCAGACUUCGCUCGGAGCUUACGUCGCUUCAGGGCCUCGCGAAAGAUUUUGGAGUGCCCCUGAUAACGGAAACUAAAGCUUCACCGUCCAAGUCCAAGAUCGGCGAGGGUAAGACGAAGAUAGCGAUCGCGAACACGAUGAUGGUGCAACAGAGGAUAAACUACCCGAUGCAAUUGGAAGAGUAUCAGAACAAGGAGAACGAGAAUCCUCAGAAAGACACUAACGUACCCGCCGCGAAGGACGUCGGUCGUGACGCUGGCUUUUACUCGCCCGAAGAAGACGCGCUUUAUGCGCAAGUAAACGUGCGGUUGGAACCGGAAGGCGAGUCGCGCGACACCGAGGAGGAAUCGGAUCGGGGCUUGACGACACCGGAGGAGAUCCUGUUGGACUCUAAGAAAGAAUGUAAAUCGGAACACGGUAAACUUUACGGGUGUCCGGUGCUGGACAGCGAGGCUGAAACCGACUGCACGUACUCGCUCCCAAAGGCCAUAUCGAGCAUUAAUCAACUGGAUAAACCUGAAGAACUGUACGCCGCCAUUAAUAAGGUUCGUCUGUCGGGAAAGAGCGAGUUUCCGGCUCCGGAGGAAGUUUGGAAAAGCUCGGAUGGGAGGAAAACACUCAACAAGAUGAAGACAUCCAGUUUACCGAACUACGGCACACCGAAGCAGUCGGGUGGUUUCCGCACGCCCAGUUUACCACGUCGACUGGGUGUGAAAAUGGGAACACGCGCGAUCUACAGCAGUCUAGCGCAGAAAGACACCGCGCUUACCGACGACACGGAAUCAUUGUCCAUGAAGUCCGACACCGAAUCGUCCAUUCAGUCAUUAUCGGCACGAUCCGGCGAAUCGCCCAUGCCGGAAGCAUACGUGCUGAACGCCGAUAUACGGACCGAUGAUGAAACAUUCCGAGUUCCCGAAGACGAAUCAAUGUCCGCGUCUCUAAUGGCUCGUUUAGAGGAGCUGUCAUUCGCCGAAGAACGAAUCCUGCACACGAUUAAUUUAGAACGAGGUCACGGUGGCAGCAUAGGCUUGCAAGUAACGGAAGGUAACGACGGCGGGGUUUACGUUCAAGCGGUCUCCGUCGGCGGAUCGGCCGAUAUGGCCGGAAACGUUAACAAAGGUGACCGAAUUGUGGCGAUAAACAAACAGAAUCUACUAAAUCUUCGCUACGAAGACGCUCUGAAGAUGCUGCAGAGCUCCUCCGAAACGAUCGAGCUGGUUCUGUCGCAAGCCGUUACCCGGAAGAGCGCGGAAUCGAGGGACGGACAGGAUCAAGGUCCUGCAGAUGGCAAUUAUUUACAUGAUAUCAGAUUCGACGUGUCGUCGGAAGCGGAGACGUCCAGCAUGACGAACAAGUGGAUCGUGCAGAAAACCACGGACGUAGCGUCGGUGCAGAACACUUCGAGCGCGUACAGCAGUGCCGCGUCCAGCGCCAUGGGCAAUCAUAAUGCGAACAGCCUGUACAUGACUGAUCUCGUUGACAAUAACGCGUUAAAAUCUGCCAGUAUGCUGCUAAGCCUAGAAGACUUCGACGUCAGUAGAACGAGCCGCCAGGUUUUCAUUUAGGUAUGUCGGACAAUGUGAAGACCGCGGCCGACAUGCGCUGCUCACGUGUCGAAUAUGUGCGCUCGCGCGUACGCGCAAUUUUGUUUAUGUAAAAUUCGCGCUCGACCUAUUACGUCUCGCCGGGCGUAUGUAUGCCGGGACGGAACGUCUGCGUCGAGGGAAAUUCUAUUUGCGAAAAGACUAUUAGGCCGUACGCAGCCAUGCCGAACAGACACGGCAACGUGUUCACCUCGGAUAAUCAAAUUGUUGCAAUCCGUUUAGCGAAGCCCUGCUCGCAGUUUGCCAAAGUGUACGCCGCCGUUCACCACUCUUAACAUUUGCCCACUUGGCGGAGAAUGUCAAACGACCUAUCUCGUACCUCGUAAAUAAAAGAGAAACUUUCGGUUUCACACUCGAGGGAAAAAUGUCCAAACGAUUUUGACGGAAAAAACGCGCAUGUUCGUCCGUUUCUCACCAAGCUGAAAUUC